Molecule: messenger RNA, 5051 nt
Organism: Amoebophrya sp. A120
Lineage: Eukaryota; Dinophyceae; Syndiniales; Amoebophryaceae
Source: the annotation of a GenBank genome assembly
GGCCUUGAGUCGCUACCCUUCGUUGCUUCUUUUACAGAAUAAAACCUACCUUUCGUUGCUUCUUUUACAGAUUUACAUUUUAGAACAGAUAGAAGAUUAUUUGGCUAAAGUUGCAUGCAUCUGUUGUCUAGCUAACACCUCGAUCUACUUUAUUUUUGUCCCCCUGCUAUUGGAGCGGAGGCGGACGGGUUUUGAAACGAAACACGAAACAGGUCAGACAUCCCACCCUGUCUGAAGUGUUUGUAGAGAGUUCUGAAAUAUUAAGGCAUUUCGCCUACACUACAAUCUGUUUCCGGCUCGCAAGUUGUCAAUAAUCAAAUCGCAUCAACAAAAACAAGUGAAAGCUCUUGACAUAAAGAGCAGUACAACUUCAAUUGGAGUAACGAAAUGGUCCAUUUCGAGGAGGCGAGAACGAUCUGGGAAAACCGGCAGUCGGACUGUCGGGCCCUCCUGGAGUCCGUCUUGAAGAACACCAGGUUGGUGCUCCGCGGCACGAUACUGGCCCACUGGAAGGAGCAAGACUUGCUCCACUCCUUUGAGAACGUACACAAUUACUUGGAGGGGAACAGCCAGGCGAUGGAAGACUUUUUGGCGCAGAACAAAAACGCAAGGUGGGUCUACAAGAAAUUGGCCCCGCUUGUGAAGGAACAGGUGGAAAAGAAAAAAGGUAAACAAGUAGCUGGGAGUGCGGCAGGUGGUUCGUCCUCUUCCUCGUCCUCUUUUGCGAAUAAUAGUAAGAAUGUGCCUGCCGCAGAGAUUAAAACUAAAAACUCCAAUGCCCCCGCGGCCCUGGACCACCUGAACAUGAACAUCUUCGCCACGGCGCUGCAAUCAGGGGAGGAAGGAGGUCCUUUUGCUUCUGAAAGAAGAUCCGAUGAUCCAGUGGCUUUAGAAGUAGAAGCACAACAAGCAGGAGAAUUUAUUUCGGCGAGUACUAGAACCUCUUCUACCGGGCAGCUGGUGCUGUCCUCGUCGAGAGGUGCAGCACCACCUCCUGCUGGAGUUAUUCCUGGAAGCGAAGCUCCACCCGGGGACAAACAAGAGAAUGCUGUAGUUCUUGCAAGAACUACAACGACCGAAGAGCAGCGUCUGAUCGAGGACGAAUUUCCGCGCGACGUGGCAAAAAUGCAAAUGGGCAACAUGCUGAAGACAAAUAGCCUUGAUCCACCACCACCAGUCCCUUUGUCCCAUGCUGUGGACCACCUAGUACAACAGACGCACCAACAAGGCGGUGUUUCUGCCCCCCAGAACGCGGAGCAGGUGUUCGCUCUGUCAAAUCCGGAGCAACAGCAGUACUUGCGAAAGGAAGCGACGAAGAUCAUUCUGCAGGAAAAGAUCGCACAGAAACAGGAACAGAACAAGCCGCAGGUGUUCCACUCGGUGCAGGAGUUUCAGAAUUUUUGUGCCAAGGAAUGGGCCAGGGAAAUCAAGAGGACGGAAGUGAAGAUUAAGGAACAAAGUAUGGAGCAGCUAGAAAGUGGUGGUGGUCAGCAAUCGUCUAACUCUUCGAACGGCAAAAAUUCCAAAUCGAGCGGGAGCAAGAUGAACCUGAACCACCAAAAAAAUGAAAUCGUUUCCAUUCUGCAGCUGAAACAGACGAAUCCGGAGGAGUACUACAAAAAGAAAACGAGGUUCGCGGAGUAUCAGUUCGAAAAAGCGAAGAAAAAGUGCUGGUUUUCGAAGAGCUGUCCCGUGGAAGUGUACAGUGCGAAGUUCAACGGGGAAGGAUUAGUGAAGAAUACUUCUGGUAGUUGUACAGGCACAGAAGAUGCAAAGAAUCAGAAAGCCCCCUCGGAAGGAGCAGGAGCUGCGGCUCUCUCUAAAAACAACCGGUUGAUGCCGAAGGCAGGGGGAAUGAAGAACACCAAAACUUGUUCUAGCGAAGGACCGGCUAGUACUCUUGCUGUUAGUAAGAACCAAAACAGCACAAAACCACUGCUAGCGGGCGAUACCGAUGCCAAGAAAACCAAAGGCGGUGAAGAGGAACCUGAAAGUACAAACAAGAAGAAAGGCAACAAAUCCUCUGACAAGUUUCUGAAAUGUUUCAAAAACUACAACGCAGACGACGAUAACUCGUCCCUGACCGACAAACUGCGGCGCUACUUGACGGGCGCGCCGCCGUCGCCUGCUGCGGGAGACCGGAGGAUUGCGACCGAGAAAGCGAGGCCGGACAAGGAUUUCUUCAAGAUCGUCGACACAACAUGUGAGAAGCACGGACAAGCGGGUCCUGCUCGUGGCUGUACAACGGGUGGCAAUCCCAAUGCAACCGUCAGGAAGAGCAAUGCGAAACAUCACGGAAAAAAGCACUUGUCUUCCGCUGCGAAGACGGUUUCAUCUCGUAAGAAUAAGAUCGAUCUUGACGAGGUGAAUGUGAAUCCUGAGAAUAAAGAAGAAAAAAUGCACGUGCUGCAAAGGGAUAGGCGCAAGCUUCAGGGUCUGGACACCAACAGCUCUGACGACGACGGCUCUCAACCCGAUCGGAACACCAGAAUCCACGAGCACAAUAAGAAAACACCUGGUCACCUCGGUCUUUCCACCUGUCGAGAAAAAAACACAAAUGCAUCCACGAUUUCGUUGAAAGUGCAGCGACUAAGUGGUUCGGAAGAAGAUUCUUUCACCGUGUCCAUCGAGAACUACAAGUCAAAAAACAAAAAGGAGCGCUUUCGGGAGCUGCAAACCAAGAUUGCAGCAAAAAUCCCAAGCGAUGACCCAGACAAUAAGUUCCCGCCAGUGCUGAUUCAGCUUCACCGGCUUCUGCAGGACAAAGAGGAACAGCCGGGUGUGGUUCGGUGCAGUGCAAACGCGGUGAAGAUCGAGGAGGUUGCAGAGCCGCAACAUGCGAGCGACGCUUCCGGCGCCACCGACCAGGAGCAGAGGGCGGAGCCACACCAGGACAUUGAGGAGAGCCCCAUGCACAGGAAUACUAGUACACCGUCGCGCUCCAUCACUGCGGAGGAUGAGUUGCGGGAUGGCGAGAUGCUCCAUGUUGGGGUCGAGGGUCCGGACUUGCGAUUCUGUGCAGAAACCCCUACCGCUAACGCCGAUCUGUUUUUCACGCUAGAUGAGUACGAGCGUUCCGGCUGGUACUACCACAACGGCGAGAUGGAAGCGGGCGGCGUGGACCCGGUGCAGUUUGUGUUGCGCGCACUCCGUCUGACCGACCCGAAGUGGUCUGUCUGCUUCGACUUUGGGGCGCCAAAAUGUCUCAACUUGGCCAUGGACUACGAAGACCCGCGCCGCUUCGUCCUCCAAGACGGGAAGGCGGUUCCCCACCCAAUCCAGCGCGUCGACAAUCGGAGACACGGCCUACGAGCAGAGGCUGAAAAAGUCAGGGAACAAUGUCGGGGGAAGGAGAGGAGAAUGAAAAAGUCUAGUUCCACCGACUACUUGGGAGCGGCGCUCGAACUAAGGAUGUGGAACGGACGGGAAAACCCGAGACCGAGGAUGGACCUUGAGUUUUUAUUUCUCGGCCUGUUUGAUCCUCUUGAACAAUUAACCGUGGAUGCGGAACUUCAACUUCCUGAGCUGGAAGACUUCGUCCAGAUGUACACAACAGACGACUUCUGGAUGCACAUUUUGCGCGCAGAUGGUUGCUCCGCCGCGAAGCCGCUUGCUCGGUGGCUUCGGAAAUUCUUCCUCGCGAGUGUGAUCAAUUGCGCACAGAUGCCGCUGUUUGCGCGCGCCAACGGAUACACCAAACAGGGCCGCCGCGGUGUUGAUCCCGCCGUGGAAAAGCAGGCCAAACAGUGUUGCGAGUUCUUCUUCUGGAUUCGUGCGGGCAUGAUCGCAUUCGAUGACUGGACCGUGUCCGAGCGGUGGGAGGUGAUUGAAGCUGUUGCCAACUGCCCCAGUGGAGCGGACGCAGUGCCGAUCAAUCGGCACUCUGACGACCGGACUCCGGAACCCCUCCUGCUGAUUGCGGUCGACAUGCUUGCUGCCCAUUCGGAGGGAGGAAAGAUCAAGAGGCAGAACUUGCUUGCAGCCGUUGACAGCAGAAGAGCGCGGCUGCUUCUCGUGCUUGACAAGAAGUUCGCGCAAGCAGAUGAGGCACACUGCGAAAUAACCAGAAGAAUAGCGGGAAUUAGCGCGAACGAAAUAUGUCCCGAUCAUCGGACGUUGUUAGACCCGUACACCGGCCGGGGCACCGUGUUCGGACCACUGAAGGAAAUCUACUUCGCAGGGAUAGACCUCGAAACACGACACUCGUACACGCUACUGACGCCAUUCGGUGUUCCGUUCAGUCUUAUCUACGGCCAGCACUUUCACCGCGACUACGAGGACCAGAGAGAGGUUGCAGUCGACGUGUACAGAGUGUCCUGGUCCCGCGCAAAACGGGUGAUGCGCCAGUUUUUGCACGCGUUGACGAAGCGGCUACUUCCGGUGGCUACUGAUAGCCGCGAGGAAGAAGAGAGCCAAGAGGAAGGUGAUGACGAGGAGCCGGACUCUGAAGAGUCUCCGUGACGACAAAGAUGAUAUUGUUCGGAAAAGUUGAAGUGGAAUAACGUCGAGGAUGAAGAAGUACUUCAGCUUUACCACAGAAACGAGUUCGAGUCGAAGCUUCACGAAUCGACGUCCUCAAAAACGAUCGAAAUAGCCAAUGUGUACAACUGAGUAAAAAUAACUCGCUUCUGAAACAGAACAAAUGAAUUAAUUUCAUCACAUACAUUCCGGGAAAGAUAAGCAUAAAGCUCAGGAAAGUUAUAGAAGAUGCGCAUGAGUAAGAGUAAUAUUUGAGUAAAGUGAAGUAAUUGUGUCUCGCCCCUAAUAAAGUAGAGUAAUUUCAGUUUUUAUAGUAUGGAAAAGUCAGAAUGUCAUAAAACUUUUUGAUGUUUUCAAAAUAAAUUUCACGUGGAACAUGUCAUGACCAUGAGUAAGACUUCAGCUUUGAUUUUGCGCAUACGGAAAAAUGUCAUAAAAUUUUCGAUGUUACGUUGUACACGACGAAUUAUUUGAGUUUUUGCAUGCUCCAAAAAUAGCAAGAUACCCUGUACAAAAUGUAUGUCGAAUUUUGGUUUCCAGUGUGACAUCAGUAAGAAAGAGUGAAUGGCGAC